GAUCAUCCACUGCGCUCUGAGCGGAGAGAGAGGAGCUAACGGAGGGAGGGAAGAAGUCCGUCCCUUCACCUGAAGAUUACUUUGUUUCACACCGACUCGCUGGAGGGAGCGGAGUUGAUCAGGAGGUGUCAGUUCUCGGGUUUCCCCCCCUACAAAGCGCACGCACACACACAUACACACACACACACACACACACCGGACUUCACCUUCUCUGCAGAAAAACCUGGUGAUGAUCUGACGCUGCUGGAAGGACAGAGAGGAAGGAAGAGACGGAAAAGUGAGAAAACUGCAUCAGUGGGAAGAAGUUGAAAGAGGCUUCCUAAAGGACAGCAGCGAGAGAACCAGCUGCACCGGUGGAGGGAUUAAACACAGAGGAAAAGUCUCUUUAAAAAAAAACAUACACAGCUCACAAUGGGAGUGGGAUUGCAUCGUCCUGGCGUUGUCGGCGCCUUGCUCCCUGCGGUCCUGGGCGUUUUGACCUUCCUGCCUCUCGGCCUCCUGGGUAACCCCUCGGAGGGAGGAGAGCCAGCGGGCUCGGCGCUGCUGCAGAGGGUGAAGCGAGGCUGGGUGUGGAAUCAGUUCUUUGUCCUGGAGGAGUAUACCGGACUGGAGCCGCUCUACAUCGGAAAGCUCCACUCCGACAUGGACAAAGGCGACGGCUCCAUCAAGUACAUCCUGACGGGCGAGGGCGCCGGCAGCACCUUCACCAUCGACGACAGCACCGGCGACAUCCACGCCAUCCAAAGGCUCGACCGGGAGGUCAAGUCCCAGUACGUCCUUCGCGCCCAGGCCCGCAACCGCCUGACGGACCGGCCCCUGGAGCCCGAGUCCGAGUUCAUCGUCAAGAUCCAGGACAUCAAUGACAAUGAGCCGCGGUUCCUGGACGGACCCUACCGGGCCACCGUGCCCGAAAUGUCCAAAAUAGGAACGUCGGUGAUCCAGCUGACGGCCACAGACGCAGACGACCCCACGUAUGGAAACAGCGCCCGGGUGGUCUACAGCAUCCUGGACGGCCAGCCAUACUUCUCGGUGGACGCCAAGACCGGUGUGGUUCGUGUGUCCCUGGCGGACAUGGAUCGCGAGACCAGGGAAGACUACACCGUGGUCAUCCAGGCCAAGGACAUGGGCGGGCAGCUGGGGGGGCUGGCCGGGACCACCACCGUCAACAUCACGCUGAGCGACAUCAACGACAACCCGCCCAUGUUCGACCAGAGGCUGUACCAGAUGAGCGUGCCCGAGUCGGCCCCGGUGGGCUCGGUGGUGGGGCGGAUCUGGGCCAAGGACAAGGACAUCGGGGUCAACGCAGAGAUGAGGUACAGCAUCAUCGAUGGAGACGGGAGGGACACGUUCGACAUCAGCACUGACCCCACCAACCUCUUUGGCAUCAUCACCGUGAAAAAGUCGCUGAACUUUGAGGAGAAGCCCAGCUACACCCUGAAGGUGGAGGGAGCCAACACCCACCUGGACGCGGGCCUCCGCCACCGCGGGCCCUUCACCGACGUCACCAUCGUGCACGUGAGCGUGGAGGACGUGGACGAGCCGCCGCUGUUCGACGCGCCGGCGUACUACGUGGAGCUGAAGGAGGACGCGGAGGUCGGGACGGUGGUGAAGAACGUGUCGGCGAGGGACCCGGACGCAGCCAACAACACCGUGAGGUAUUCCAUCGAGAGGUCCAGCGACCCCGAGAAAUACUUCUACAUCGAGAUCACUUCCGGGUCGCUGAUGACGGUGCGUUCACUGGACCGGGAGGAAAACAGCUGGCACAACAUCACAGUGCUCGCCAUGGAGAUGAAUAACCCGACGCAGAUUUCCAGUGUGUCGGUGGCUGUGAGGGUCCUGGACGUUAACGAUAAUCCACCGUCGUUGACCGACUAUCUGGAGAUGUCUGUGUGUGAACAAACCAAGGCCGGAAUGGUGAUCCAGACCGUGACGGCCGUGGAUCCAGAUGAGCCUCGGGGAGGGCAACACUUCUCCUACAGCCUGGCUCCAGAGGCUGUAAACAACCCCAACUUCACCCUGAGGGACAACCAAGACAACACGGCAUCCAUCCUGACACGGCGCGGCGGCUGGUCGAAGCACGACCAGUCCGUCUUCUACCUGCCCAUCGUCAUCUCCGACGGGGAGCAGCCGGUCAAGUCCAGCACCAGCCUGCUGACCAUCUACGUGUGCAGCUGCAACCACGAGGGCUACAUCAUGUCGUGCAGCGCCGAGGCCUACAGCCUGCCCGCCAGCAUCAGCAGGGGGGCCCUCAUCGCCAUCCUGGCCUGCAUUUUCGUCCUGCUGGUGAUGAUCCUCCUCAUGCUCUCACUGCGAACGCACCGGAAGAAGCCCUACCUGUGCGACGAGGAGGAGAACGUGCACGAGAACAUCGUGCGCUACGACGACGAGGGCGGCGGUGAGGAGGACACCGAGGCCUUCGACAUCGCCGCCAUGUGGAACCCCCGCGAGGCGCACCACCACCACCCGAGCAAGCUGAGGCAGGACAUGCUGCCGGAGAUCGAGAGCCUGUCCCGCUACGUCCCGCAGGCGUGCGUCAUGGGCGGCGGCGGCGGCGGCGGGGACAGCAACGUGCACGGCUACGUGCUGGCGAAGCUCCUGGAGGCCGACGUGGACCCGUGCGCGCCGCCUUACGACUCGCUGCAGACCUACGCCUACGAGGGCGAGGGCUCGGUGGCCGAGUCGCUCAGCUCGCUCCAGUCGGGCACGUCGAACACCGACCACGAGUACGACUACCUGAACGACUGGGGGCCCCGCUUUAAAAAACUGGCCGAGAUGUACGGCGUGCUGGAGACGACCAGUCCUCCCAUGUGGUAGGGCAACAGGACCUUUCCUUCAAAAAAACCACACGAGGAGAUGAAGACACAAGCGGGAAGACAGACGCGAAAUUAAAUAUCCAUGACUGUUAGAAAUUCUCCACAGCGGUGAAGGCCUGUGACGCCCGCAGCAGCAGGACGAGCUGCCUUUUGAACCUCGCUCUCUGGAGACGGGCUUCAGAGACACGGCGGGAUCUGGCAACGUCUCAGGGGGCGCGCAGAGGAACAGCUUCAAAGCACAUGCAAGCACCCCUCCAUCCACCCAGCCACGCUCUUUCCCUCCCCGUCCCCCGCCACGGGCACGGCCCCCACGGCUCCGGGUGCGAGGGGCCACCUUCCCCACCGACUCUGCACCACGGAGGCUCCACGAGCUGAAGACACGCGCUUCGGUUCCGUCUGUGACCGCUCUUAAUUUAUUUCUUUGUUCCAUGGCUGUAUUUAUAUGUUAGCUAACUUAUUUGGGUCCUUGAAGCCGACACUGUACCUAAAACUGCCGCCAAGUCGAGGGAAUCCCUCCGGGAAGGUCACAUAUUUGUUGUAACAUACAUAAUGUAACUGCCUUUGUUUUCAGUCUGUGUGAGAAGAUGUGUGUUUCUUCAUGUCGCUGACGUGCACAGGAGGUGGCGAUGCUGUAAUCCAGGGCCCUGUGAGCUUCAGUAAGUGGACGGAAUCAAAGGAUGAAAAUGGCAUUCAAUGAAGUAUUGUGGAUUUCCACGAGUAUUGUGUUAUUUUAUUUAUUUUUUUUCACAUUUUGCAAUUUUCAAACUGUUUUAACGGAAAGGAAUGGCCAAAUGAGUUCAAGGAAGUUGAGUAGCAAUCAGGUCUGCUGUCAUUAGUUCCACUCGAUCGUCUGAUUGAUGUUCAGAGCCGCCAAACAGCCAUGAUUCCUCUGAUUACAUUUUAUUUUCAUAGACUCAGAUUUAAAAAAAAAAAAAAAAAUUAAAAAUGGGCAAUCUUGACAAAGUCUGCUGUCUUAUGUUGUACAGUGUGAGGGGUUCAAGGACUGUUGCAUUCUGUUGGCAGCUCAUGAAUUUAUCAAUAGCUUGAUUACAUGUGAACAACACAAGACGAAAAAGUAUGGAAUACCUAAGGCAACAGAAAUACUCUAACAAGGUGCAGCCCUAAAGUUAACAUUUAAUUUUAAAAAAUCCGUUGAAAGAAGAAAGUUAUCAAAACAAACCUCAUCGGGGCCCUGGAACAUGUAUCUUUUAGUCAGUGACAUAAGCAGGAGCUGGUGACGCUGUAAUCCCAUGUGGGUGGGUUUUUUUGUUGUUUUUGUUCUCUAAUGUUUAUUGUGUUACUGUUUUCUGUAUCAUUUUUAAAGUCUUUGUAUCGCAGCUGUUUUUUCUUCUUCCUUCCUCCCUUACUUAACCCAAAAACAUAAAGCGGUUAUCCAA
This is a messenger RNA of Salarias fasciatus (jewelled blenny), 4210 nucleotides long. RefSeq names its product cadherin-20-like. Gene Ontology annotation, molecular function: beta-catenin binding; cadherin binding; calcium ion binding. Gene Ontology annotation, biological process: homophilic cell-cell adhesion; cell-cell adhesion mediated by cadherin; calcium-dependent cell-cell adhesion. The record is from RefSeq and is a predicted model, not a curated record. The coding region runs from base 412 to 2814 and encodes 800 amino acids. Gene Ontology annotation, cellular component: plasma membrane; adherens junction; catenin complex. The transcript has 12 exons. NCBI's taxonomy places the organism in Eukaryota, Metazoa, Chordata, Actinopteri, Blenniiformes, Blenniidae.